AUGGAGCUCGCCUGGGCUUUGGGCACGUCUGUGCCGCUCUCGGCGAGUCCGAAAGGUGUGAGAGCUGAGAAACGCCUUCGCGCGGAUGCUCCAAGAAGUCGCUCGAAGCCGCUCUUGGCUGGCUUUCUGGGCUUGGCUUCGGCCAGGGCUCGCCGCCUUGCGCGCCUCGCGCGCGCGGAGGAUAGGCUGGAGACGACCUUGUCCUCCAUUGAGUCUCAGUUGCGGAAGCAAGACAGCAUUGUGAGCAGCUGUGGGUUGAGCGCCUCAUAUGCAAAUCCCACCAAGUCGACGCCAGCUGGACUGAAAGCGAUGGAGGAACUGGAAAAUCUGGUGAAUUCCUUCGACGAGGAGCUGGAGUUGCCAGGCGGAGAUGACCGAUUGGCCAGAGCCCUUGCUGCCUGCUUUUCUGAGCACACUGGGGAGGCUCUCGACAAGACUUUGGAGACUCUGCGGCAAAAGAGCGAUCACGGGCAACAGUGCUUGGAUGACGCUGAUGCUGAUGCAGUGACCAAGCUGAGUCAAUACUUGAAAGUAGGAAGUGGUGGCCGGCCAACACUGGAUGAGUGGGUGCAACCUCCUCCCAGUGACUCUGACGCCGAGCCGACGGCUCAAAAUGCCCGGUAUCCCUUGCUGGCGGCAAUACAGCAGGUGUCCCGUCUGGGUCGCAGCGGCCUGGGCAGCAGCGAGGCCGCGUCGCUCGGCCGCUGCGCCCGGCGGCGGGGCGAAGGCGACGCGUCCCGUUUGGACGAGGUGCUGUCCGGCGCCGGCGCUGCGAGCGCCACGGUGUUCGGCGACCCCAAGGUGACGGUCUUGGGGCUGGUGGACGUCCUGGACCGAGCGCAGCCGGGGGAUCUGCUGGUGGCCGACCCCGACCUCCCCCUCCGCGACGUCUUGCGGGCGGCGGCGCACCGCAAAGUGGCGGCGGUGCUGGCGGAAGCCGCGGACGUGGCGGACGCUGAGGCGGCCUUCCAGGAGUUUCAGUCCGAGUCGCUGCGGGCCCUGACGCUUCGACCCCCCACACUCAGUUCCUCGCGCCUGGCAGGGGCCUUCUUCGGGGACCUAGGAGUGCGACACGUGGCCGUGGUGGGGGCGGAGAUGGAGGCGAGGACGGCAUCUUGGCUGCUGUUCAAGAUGUUGGAAGCACGAAUCGGCGCCGACAAGACGGGCUUGAUCGACCCGCGGCGGUCCUUCAUUGCCUACGACCAGCUGGAAGUGUCAAGGGCUUUGACCCCAUGCGCUGUGCAGGAGAUGCUGGCGGGCAUGGCGGAGCAGAACAUCGAUAUCGCCGUGUCCCAGGUGUCUCCAGAGUCGCUCCAUGCGUUCAAAGGCCUUGAUGUUGACCUGGUCCUCGACGUGUCGUCCACGCGCUCGGAGAUGGGUUUCGGCUCGGUGCAGAAAGUGGUCGGCCCAGAGACGCGGUCCAGGAAUUUCUUCGCCAGCUACAGCUCCGAGCUGGAGUCACCGUUCGACACAUUCGAGGACGACUACGGCAAGCUCCUCAAGAAAGAGUUGGUUGCCAAGCUGGAGGCCAUGGGAGUAGCUGUGCCCAAAACGGCCAAGAAGAGCGACUUGCUGGAGCUCCUGCGGUCGCAGCUGGAGCUGCCUCCAGCGCCUGAAGAGUUUGCGGCAGAUCCCCAGGGCUCCAACCUGCACGUGCGCGCGCAGAAGACCUUGGCUGGGGGUCUCUCUGUGCGUGCGGCCGGCCUGGGCCUGGACGCGGAAGGGACGCUGCCCCGUCUGGGCGCCUGCAGCUUGGACGCCUUCGCCGCGGCGCUGUGCGCGGCCCAGGUCUUGGCUCCCCACACGGAGCUACCGGAUGCGGAGCUGGCGGUGCCGGCGCUGCUGGAGGUGCACAGAGGGCCCAACGGAGAGUUGGGCAUCUUGCACGAGGCUUCCUCGGUGGAGGAGGUGGAAGCUGCUUUGAGGCAGGUCAGAGACCUGACAGAGGGCCAAGUAACCGCAGUCUUCGGGUGCGACGGAGAGGUGAAUCGCACCGAGCGGGCCAGGUACGCCUACGUUUUGGCACAGCUCUGUGACCGCGUUGUGCUCACCUCCUCGGACCCCAGAAGCGAACCGGUGAUGCAGAUCAUCGAGGACGUGCUGGCUGCGAUUCGGGGAUACCGAAGGUGGGAGGAUGAGCAAAGGACCUCACCCCUGAGGGUGUAUGUGGUUGCGGAUCGUGCGGAUGCCAUCAAGCUGGGCAUGAUCAAAUCGAAGGGUCUCGGAGAAGCGCCUGAGGUGACGGUUGUCUUCGGAAGAGCUUAUCGCGACGUUCAGGAGGCGACGGACGAACACGGGCUCCUUCGUGCCUGGCUUUGCAACGAUCGGAGCCUGGUGUGCGAUGCUUUGCAGCUUGCUGGGGAGGUCAACUCAGAGAAUGCUUCCUGGGUGAAAUGGGAGAACAGCCUCAGAGGCAAAAGAUUUAGCCUUCCCGGGCGAUCGCUGCACUGGUCGUAUGCUAUUGAAGCGUCAAGCGAUGGCCAACUAGUGGAGCUGAUGUAA
Molecule: messenger RNA, 2502 nt
Organism: Effrenium voratum
Lineage: Eukaryota; Dinophyceae; Suessiales; Symbiodiniaceae
Source: the annotation of a GenBank genome assembly